UAUGUAACUGAUUAUAAAAGUGAAUAAUUAAAAAUUAUUUGGACUUCCAUUAACGUGAUUAAUAAUAAUAUUUUACUCCAGUGCUAAAUAAGAUAUAAAAAGGACAUUUUUGACUCAUAGUGACGUGGUGACAAAAGUUAUCCUGUAAUAAGGAUUUGUCGUUGACGAUAGUGUCUCAAUUUUUCGUCACAGAGAGGAUAUUAUCUAUAAAUACUAAAACUGGACUUUUAUUAAUUAUUAUUAUGUGUCAAAAUUUGGGCACAUUACAAAAGGACUUGAGGGCAACUAGUGAUAAGAAAAAGGCAACAAAAUUGAGCUGAACAAGUAUAAUUGAUAGAAACACUUGUUAUGACGUUUAGCACCUGUUGAUUUUCGCACCUGUUGAAUCAGGCACAAAAAGUGUUUAUUUUACGAACUGUUUCUGUUAAAAUAAAAUGGACUUUAUCUUGUUAUUACGUGUUAUUACCACUAUCAACAUUAACAUCACCUCCAUCAUCAUCAUCAAUAAUAGUAAAAGUACAUCGCUCAUAUGCUAAAUUGAGUAAUAUUAUUGUUAUUCAGUUUCUUGCCGUUGUUUUUCCCGUAUCUGUUUUGACUGUUUGAUAAAAUCGAAAUAUAACAAAUACCUAAAUAAUGGAAACGUGUGUAUUAAUUCCUCAAGAAUUUAGCUUGUGCGUGAGAGGGGCCGUUAUAGGGUCCCGAAAGACUGAACCCGAAGUUUCUGUAUGGAGCAAUAGUCAUAUCGCGCAGGGGUCCCUUUGCUAUCCUUUUCAAGGGACCAUCCGAUUGGAUAAACUCGAAGUGUAUGGACAACUAGAUGACGAUGAUAUUCGUCACCGAUUCGGCUGUUACGACGAAAUAUCCGGUAGCGGUUUAAAGAGGGUUCGUCAUUGUAACUGGGUACGUUUUGUACGUGUAGCGACCACCUUCAACCCCGCCGUAAAUUUCGUCGCGACAAAAGUGCGAGGCGAGCCCGUAUACGAAGCCGUCAAACCAAUACCACCGGAUACAGAACUAUUAGUAUAUUACUUGCCAGAAAGACCUGAAGAAUUAUUUUUCGUUAGGAUGAGGGCAUCUUUGUAUAGACAAACGAUGGACUCGAUUUUGGAAGAUUCGCCCUUAGAUCUGUCGAUGUCCUUAUUAUCAAGGGCGUUAUCAAAUUCACCCCCGUCAGCUGAAGACGAAAGAAAAUCACUAUCUGGAGACAGUUCGGCGGCUAGUUCGCAAGGUGAUAUUCUGGAAUCAAGUGGACCCACUCCGAGAGCAAGACCAAGAGAAAGGGCGCUGCUACCAUGCAGUGUUUGUAACAAAGCUUUCGACAGACCGUCUUUGCUCAAAAGGCACAUGAGGACGCACACAGGAGAGAAGCCUCAUGUGUGUAUGGUCUGCGGUAAGGGAUUUAGUACGUCCUCUUCGUUGAACACGCACAGAAGAAUACACAGCGGCGAAAAGCCCCAUCAGUGCCCGGUUUGUCUGAAAAGGUUUACGGCAUCCUCGAAUCUGUACUAUCAUCGUAUGACACACAUAAAGGAUAAGCCACACAAAUGUAACCUCUGCAGUAAAUCCUUCCCUACCCCUGGCGACCUGCGAUCUCACAUGUACGUUCACUCUGGUUCCUGGCCUUUCAAAUGCCACAUCUGUUCAAGAGGUUUCUCCAAACACACGAACCUCAAGAACCAUUUGUUCCUCCAUACCGGUGAUAAGCCUCACGCUUGCGACCUUUGUAACAAGAAAUUCGCUCUUGCAUGCAACUUGAGGGCCCAUAUGAAGACGCACGAAGGUGAUCCACAAGAAGAGUGUCAACGUUGUCACAAAAUGUUCCUUAGUACAGGCAAUAAUAACAAAGACGUAUGUACCAAUUGCAAAAUGCAAUCAGAACAAAAACCUCACCCCGAUUCAGCCGAAGAUUCGUGCGGUACCCAAACAGAAGAUAGCAAUGGCACCCCUGAAUGAAAUUUAAACAAAAUGGCUUUGAUACACAUAAAUAUGUACAAAAAACGGGGCAACCUAUUAUCUAUCAAGCAUCAGACCAUCUCAUCAUACUUUGGUUAAUUCAAAUUUAUCAUAAGUUAUUUCAGUUUUUGAAAAACGAAACUCUUUUCGUUUUCUUGUGUAUAAUGGGUUGCCUAACUGUUACUCUUCAAUGAACACCACGGUACCUACUGAAGUCAAAGAGUAAGUACGCUCAUUUUUGUUUUGUGAGAGAAUUGUGUGAUUGUACGUACUACUGAUCUACAAAUGAUAAUAACGAGAACGUAUUUAUUAUUCUAAUUACUAAUUAGUUGAUGAUAAUGUUUAAUACUACGGCUGUAAAUAUUUUUACUCCUCACUGUUGAUUCUAUCGCGUAAUAUAAAAUGCUUCUUAUUCGUGAUUGUAACGUAAGACUUGACAUGAUGAUUCUUAUUAUAAAAUUAUAAUAAAUGGAUUGGUUCGGUUAUACAUACAAAUAUAUUUCAUAAA
Messenger RNA from Agrilus planipennis (emerald ash borer), 2461 nucleotides. Its product is annotated as zinc finger protein 391-like. Bases 634 to 1953 code for a protein of 439 amino acids. The transcript is spliced from 7 exons. Gene Ontology annotation, cellular component: nucleus. The record is from RefSeq and is a predicted model, not a curated record. NCBI's taxonomy places the organism in Eukaryota, Metazoa, Arthropoda, Insecta, Coleoptera, Buprestidae.